UGUCCAGAUGACCAGUAUUCCAAUAAGAAGCGGGAUCAGUGUGUCCCCAAAAGCAUAAGCUUCUUAUCUUAUGAAAAAUCAUUGGGACUGAUCCUGGCUUUCUUUGCCAUUGCUUUGUCCCUAACCACUGCCUUUAUUCUGGGAAUCUUCAUUAAACACCAAGAAACUCCCAUAGUCAAAGCCAACAACCGUGAACUCACCUACGUCCUCCUGGUUUCUCUCCUGUUUUCUUUCUUGACUUCCCUUCUAUUCAUCGGUCGCCCCAUGAAAAUGACCUGUCUCCUUCGACAAACCAUUUUCAGUAUUGUUUUCUCAGUUGCCGUAUCUUCUUUGCUGGCCAAGACUGUAAUGGUGGUGGUGGCCUUCCUGGCUACAAAGCCAGGAAGCAGGAUGAGGAAAUGGCUGGGGAAGGGUCUGGCCCACUCGAUUGUUUUAUCCUGCUCUGGUAUUCAAGUAGGCAUCUGUAUGACAUGGCUGGGAAUCUUUCCCCCAUUCCCAGAUUCUGAUUUUCAUUCCCAUCCAGAACACAUCCUGCUGCUGUGCAACGAAGGUUCAGUGGCCAUGUUCUACACUGCCCUUGGCUACAUGGGUUUUCUGGCUGCCAUCUGUUUCUUGGUGGCGUUUCUGGCUCGAAAUCUGCCAGGGACCUUCAAUGAAGCCAAACUGAUCACCUUCAGCAUGUUGGUGUUUUGUAGUGUUUGGAUCUCCUUUGUUCCCAGCUACCUGAGCACCAAAGGGAAAUACAUGGUGGCUGUGCAGAUCUUCUCCAUCUUGGCCUCCAGCCUAGGUUUAUUGGGUUGUAUUUUUGUUCCCAAGUGCUACAUUAUUACACUGAGACCUGACAUAAACACCAAGGAACAUCUGAUGAUGAAAUCUCAUUAA
Messenger RNA from Notechis scutatus (mainland tiger snake), 882 nucleotides. Lineage: Eukaryota; Metazoa; Chordata; Lepidosauria; Squamata; Elapidae. The record is from RefSeq and is a predicted model, not a curated record.